AUGUCUCAGUUCUUCCCCCAAUUGCGUGCCUCUGCUGCCGGUGCCAGAAUGUUCAGCACAUCAGCAACGAGGUUGAACCCAGGAAUGAAAUUCAUGCCAAGUACCAAGAAGCAGGUAGAGGUCGAUUCUAUCAGGAAAGCGGAAAAUAGCAAGAAGGUGGACCCACGUCUAAUGAAAAGAUUCGUGAGAGAUAGCACGUAUGAUCCGUUUGAUUUUUCCUUAGGAAGAAUACAUCUUGAUAGAAAGCACAGCUCAUCCAACCGCUCUGCCAAUGAUAUGUUUGACAAAUUUGGUGUCAACCCCUUAGACUUAUACACUAGUCCCGAGGUGCUCUCCCAAUUUCUCUCUUCCACGGGCAAAAUUCUUCACAGAGAUGUUACAGGUUUAUCAGCGAAGAACCAACGUCGUGUGUCCAAGGCGAUAAGAAGAGCUCAAGCCAUUGGUUUACUGUCGAAAACUCACAGAGAUGUCUCAUUUUUACCAACAAGAAUUAGCGGUAAACUAUAG
Molecule: messenger RNA, 507 nt
Organism: Torulaspora globosa
Lineage: Eukaryota; Fungi; Ascomycota; Saccharomycetes; Saccharomycetales; Saccharomycetaceae
Gene: RSM18
Product: mitochondrial 37S ribosomal protein bS18m
Exons: 1
Coding region: 1-507 (168 amino acids)
Biological process (GO): mitochondrial translation
Cellular component (GO): mitochondrial small ribosomal subunit; ribosome
Molecular function (GO): small ribosomal subunit rRNA binding; structural constituent of ribosome
Source: RefSeq, a predicted model, not a curated record